Sclerotinia sclerotiorum 1980 UF-70 is the source of this 606-nucleotide messenger RNA. RefSeq lists its product with no specific name. Lineage: Eukaryota; Fungi; Ascomycota; Leotiomycetes; Helotiales; Sclerotiniaceae. The record is from RefSeq and is a predicted model, not a curated record. The transcript is spliced from 3 exons. The coding region runs from base 1 to 606 and encodes 201 amino acids.
AUGCCCCGCGAAAACAACCCAACUACACGCAUCACCUCCAACUCCACCUCUACCUCAUCCCACAAAACCCCCAGCAGGGAAACAACACAAAGCACCAAGAAAUCCAGUAGCGGGAGCGGGAGCGGGAGCGGGAGCGGCAGCACCAGUACACGCCUCCCCAGAAUCCGUCUCAUAAAAGAUCCAACAUCUAGCAGUAAUUCAUCAAGCUCAAGCUCAAGCUCACAUUCAAAACCAGACCGUAAAUCCGAAUCACGAGUCCCCAAUUCAAAAGGCUUAUUGGUGCCAGCCCGCGAACCCGCUUCGAAGGAAAAGGAUAAGGAUACGGGAAAUGCGGGGAGUGAGAGGGGUGGUGUGAGCUCGAGGUCUAAGCGCCGACAAGCUCAAUACCCCGUCCACACUCUACCCAGCUAUACUCUAGCCAUCCAAACUCUACCUAUCAAAACCACAAUCGAUAUUACCAGUCUCACCAAACGGCUCAAUCUCAAAUUCCUAGCUAACUUCAACAAAGCACUGAGAGAAAUUGAGAUCGAUGCGCUUUUUACUCUUUAUGCGGGAUUUAUAGAGGGAAUCUUAGAAGGAGAUGUGCUGUGCACUUAUGAUAUAUGA